Messenger RNA from Heteronotia binoei (common prickly gecko), 963 nucleotides. RefSeq lists its product as uncharacterized. The record is from RefSeq and is a predicted model, not a curated record. The transcript has 2 exons. Lineage: Eukaryota; Metazoa; Chordata; Lepidosauria; Squamata; Gekkonidae. Bases 141 to 752 code for a protein of 203 amino acids.
GUUUUAGUUGCAGUUAAUUCUGGUGAUUCUUCUGAAACAAUGCAGAGUGAAUAUCCCAGAUCAAGCCAUAGUUCUUCAGCACCUGUUAUUAAACUCUAUAGUUCAAAAAAUGCGGCAAAGUAUCCGAACUCAUUUGGGUUAUGAAGUCGGUGUGUUGCAUCUUUUUGGCACCUUCUUGCGGUGGCAUAAAGGAAACAUUUGAUGCAUUGUUUCCAGGGGGUGUUCCAACUGAUUUUUCUUUAAGCCCUAAAAAGAUGCGAUAUUUAAUAACUGAUGCACUGGGACCACAUUUUCAACAUAUGAUCUCAGAUGAUGUGGGAACCUUCUUUUAUUCAGUCUGUUUUGAUGAAACAACCAAUGUUGAAGACAAAAAGGAGCUCCAGAUAUUGGUGAGAUAUUGGUUAGAGGGUAGAGGUGAAGUAGUUUCAAGACAUUUGCAGACAUUCUUCAUCGGGAAAGCUGAUGCACAAACUUGUCAUGAAAAAAAUCACACUGCCAUCAGUAGGGCAAACCUGCCCAUUCACAAGCUGCUGCUGAUUGGUUCAAAUGGACCUAAUGUGAAUAAGAAAGUUGACAGACUUUUCAAUGAAAAUUUGAUUGAAAUGAGGUCAUGUGGAUUAGUUGAUAUUGGGACCUGCCCCCUUCACAUCAUUCACAACUCAUAUCUGAAAGCCUCACAGACUUUUGGUGAAGAUGCAUCUGAAUUAGCUGUUGCUGUUUACUACUGCUUUGAGGGUGGCCAGCAAAGGUAGAGGAAUACAAAAAGAUACAAGAAGAUCUCAAAUUACCUCAAAAGAAAUCCCUCAAACAUUUUCCUUUUAGGUGGUUUACAUUUCACUCUGCUGCCGAGAGGCUGCUCGAACAGUAGGAAGGAGUAAAUCAUUACUUUCUUAAAUUCGUUCCAUCAACAAGGAAUCAGGCUGUGUUACAGUCUAGUUCAUACAGAAUAAUCACCAACCUUUU